UCACUGCGUAAGAUCUUAUUUGACAAAAAGAAUGCGAGGUUAUGUUCUGAAGCGCUAAAAUUUCCGAUGUUCGGAUGAGCAUUUCAAACACAUGUAAACAGAAUUAGCGUCGUUGUUAAGAGAGUGUUUUAGUCGAAGUUUUGAAACUAUACAGAAUUUUGGGAGUGAAAUAUGUCACUGUGGGUUGAUAAAUACCGACCAAAUUCUUUAACGAAAUUAGAUUACCAUAAAGCGCAAGCUCUUCAUCUAAAGAAUAUGGUUCAACAAGGUGAUUUCCCACAUCUCUUAGUGUAUGGACCAUCAGGUGCAGGAAAAAAGACACGUAUAUUUUGUUUGCUUCGGGAAUUAUAUGGACCCGGAGUAGAACGGUUACGAUUAGAACAUAUGAACAUCCAGACACCUUCAAACAAAAAGAUAGAUAUAACCACUGUGAGUAGCAACUAUCACCUGGAAGUCAAUCCAAGUGAUGCCGGAUUUCAUGAUCGAGUUGUAAUACAAGAGUUGAUCAAAACUGUAGCCCAGACACAUCAGCUGGACCCAUCUGGCCAGAGAGAGUUCAAAGUUGUGGUGAUUUGUGAGGCAGAUUGUUUGACUAAAGAUGCUCAGCAUGCUCUUCGGCGAACAAUGGAGAAAUAUGUAGCAACCUGUCGCAUCAUUCUUGUUGCUAAUACAAUUUCUCGGGUUAUACCAGCCAUUCGCAGCCGUUGUCUUGGUGUUCGUGUUGGAGCACCAAACAAAGAGGAGAUUAUUAACAUCCUUCAGAGUGUCUGCAGAAAGGAAGGUUUAUCUCUUCCAAAUGAACUGGCUGAACGAAUUGCUGUUCAGUCCAAUGGGAAUCUUCGAAGAGCCAUACUCUUUUUGGAGACUUGCAAAGUUCAACAAUAUCCAUUCCAGCCUGAUCAGAAAGUGGCAUCACAUGACUGGGAAAUAUAUCUUAAAGAUACAGCAAAAAUGAUUGUGCUGGAACAGUCACCACAGAAGCUUCUGCAGAUUCGCAGUAGGCUUUAUGAACUUAUGAUUCAUGGCAUACCGAGUGAAAUUAUUUUUAAGGGUCUACUUCAAGAGCUUGUUAAAAAUUGUGAUAUGCAGUUGAAGACUCAAAUUGUUGAAAAAGCAGCAUUCUUUGAACAUCGUAUACAUCUGGGCAGCAAACCCAUCAUCCACCUUGAAGCAUUUGUUGCCAGCUUCAUGGCCAUUUAUAAGAAAUUCAUGGAGGCAACUGUUGCAGACUUAUUUUAGUUGAAGGUCUUAUCAAUGUAUUUUAAUAAUCUGAUGUUUCAAGAUUGUCUGCAUCUCCAUCAACAGGGACUGAUGUGCUUCACAUUGGCUGAUAAACAUAAAUUGAGAACUAAUAUAGCCAAGAACUAGCCAACAGCAGAGCAGUGGGCAGAAGUGAUCACCCACUCCAAAACUGACAGAGCACAAUGUUGCUUCAGUGUGUGAAAGUGACAAAUAAUAUCCAUAUCACUAUUGACUUAGCUGAUCUGUUACUUAUCUUGGAACAAAUUUGAAUCAUAGGAUGCUACUAACUGGGUUCUAUGAUCAACUUAAGAGUGAAUCCCCUAUUUCUUAAUCAAUUGGAGUGCAACCACUGCCACCAGAUGAUCCACAUCUCCUGUAUCACAUAAGAAGUUUUCAUUGCAGUUAACACAGGCUUUCCUUGGCGCUGAUGUGUACCAAAUAUACAAUUUUGCAAGUUCAAGCAGAAAAUUUGUGCACCAGCUGUUAACGAUUGCACAAAUAUGCAGUAAUUUUAGUCACAAUUUAAUAGAACAUAAUUAAUACGAUUUUUAAUUUUGUCAGUCACACCUUUCCCAUACAGAUUUUAUACCAUUAAUGGUGUAGUGUAGCAAAAUGAUGAUUUAGUGCAACUGAUCUUGGGUCCUAAAACUAAUUAGAAUUGUAACAUUACUAAGAUUUAAAAUGUAAUAUUGUUUACUGAUGUUGCAUAUGAAGCAACUAACUGCAGGGGUGAAAUGUGUCUCUCACCAAAUUACAGGAAACCUUUUCACAACUGAAUAAUUAUAAAGGAAAUGAUGCUUCCACCAAUUUCAUGUAGUGAUUUUAUUUUACUUUUUUUGCGUGCUUUCCUUAUUUUGUGACAUGACCAGCCAUAACUUUUGAAAGUAUUUUUACAUUUUAAUGUGAUAGCUUCAUACCAGUUGUAGCUAGGCAUACGAAAGUUGAUACAUACCUCAAUUCUUCUGCCUUUUAGUAUUAGGCCACCUGGCAUGUUUUAUGCAGGACAAUACAAACACAGAAGAAAUGCAGACAUCCAUACCUCGUAUGGUAUUCAAACCCACUACAGUGUUUCAGCGGGCAAAGACAUUUCAUGCCUUAAGACUGCUUGGCCAUGAUCAGCACAGACCCCAAAUAUUUCUGCAAAUUUUGCGUGAAAGUCCCCCCCCCUACCUCCAUUUCUUAUAUAUUUAGUAACACGGAUAGAAGAAUUCAAAUUGCCCUGUUACAAUUUGCAUCAGCAAUAAAUGGACAUCAAGGCCAGUAAAUACAUGAAACUGCAAACUUUUUAAUAAGCUCUAAAAGUUUGUGAUGAUGGUAUAUUGCUACAAGUAUUGUAUUUUUGGACAUUAUCCAUUGUCUUGUCUAUUC
Molecule: messenger RNA, 2610 nt
Organism: Cryptotermes secundus
Lineage: Eukaryota; Metazoa; Arthropoda; Insecta; Blattodea; Kalotermitidae
Gene: RfC38
Product: replication factor C subunit 3
Exons: 8
Coding region: 172-1239 (355 amino acids)
Biological process (GO): DNA repair; DNA-templated DNA replication
Cellular component (GO): nucleus; DNA replication factor C complex
Molecular function (GO): DNA binding; DNA clamp loader activity
Source: RefSeq, a predicted model, not a curated record